Messenger RNA from Menidia menidia (Atlantic silverside), 579 nucleotides. Lineage: Eukaryota; Metazoa; Chordata; Actinopteri; Atheriniformes; Atherinopsidae. The record is from the annotation of a GenBank genome assembly.
AUGCAGCUCGGGCUGAACAGCCUCGGCCAAAAAAUCUACAAGGCCAAGGAGAAGAACGACUGCUGCACCAGGAACUGCUGCGGCUCUCUGCGCAGCUUCGACAUGAAGAUCAAGGACAACAUGGACCGGGAAGUCAUCCGCCUCAUCCGGCCCUUCCGCUGCGUCUCCUGCUGUUGUCCCUGCUGCCUCCAAGAGAUGGAGGUGCAGGCCCCGCCAGGCACCACCGUCGGGUACGUCCAGCAGGACUGGCACCCCUUCCUGCCCAAGUUUUCCAUCCUCGGAGCGAAUAAGGAGACCCUAAUGAAACUGGAGGGGCCCUGCUUUGCCUGCAACUGCUGCGGGGACGUCAACUUUGAGCUGAAGACGAAGGACGGGGACCAACCCAUCGGGCGCAUCAGUAAGCAGUGGAGCGGCCUGCUGAAAGAGGUCUUCACCGACACGGACAACUUCGGCAUCCAGUUCCCGCUGGACCUGGACGUGAAGAUGAAGGCCGUGCUCAUGGGCGCCUGCUUCCUCAUCGACUUCAUGUUCUUUGAGAAAGUGGGAGAAGCCAAUCAGCGCAGCUCCGUCUUCUCGUAA